AUGGCGGCGACGUUUAAAGCGAGCAAAGCGCAGGAGACUUCGCUGCCUGUUGAACGCCAUCCAUGCCCGAUGCGUGUAGACGUCCGUGAGGUGUACAAUGUUGUCCCUCAUUCGGUUCCAGGUGUCCCCUAUAGAGCUCAGAUUGUCCCAGCACAGGCCCUCCGCUCUGUUGACCAAGUCAUCAAUAUUGAUGUUAUGGAAUCUUCGAGUUCCAGUUUUCGGCUUCGGGGUUUCUACUCGGUGAAAUUUGAAGAAGAAGGUCAAAGGGAAGCACAAUCUCCCUGCUUACUUCAAUCAACAUCACAGACUUCAGAUGACGGAGCUGCUGAACUUUGGCGGAAGCACAGCCGCGGAAUACAACAUUACGGAUCAAUCGUGUUUUAUUUCGGGAUUCGUAUCAGUUCCGGCUACGCGUCACUCAAAUGCGAAUGGGUUGACGUACAAUGGGUGUCUGCCAAGGCCAAUGGUUACGAGACGGACGUCAUCUUCAUUGACUUCAGCAAAACCUUCGAUAAGGUGUCACACGGACGGUUGUUGAAGAAGCUAAAUGCUCACGGUGUCGGAGACCCACUAUUACCCUGGAUAGAGGAUUUCCUCGUCCGGCUGACGUUUACUGUGAGAGCUGCCUAG
Messenger RNA from Echinostoma caproni, 630 nucleotides. NCBI's taxonomy places the organism in Eukaryota, Metazoa, Platyhelminthes, Trematoda, Plagiorchiida, Echinostomatidae. The record is from the annotation of a GenBank genome assembly.